Molecule: messenger RNA, 935 nt
Organism: Caenorhabditis sp. 36 PRJEB53466
Lineage: Eukaryota; Metazoa; Nematoda; Chromadorea; Rhabditida; Rhabditidae
Source: the annotation of a GenBank genome assembly
AUGCACGUACGAAAGUUGACAAACGUUCUGCUCGGCGUCACUUGUGCACUCUGCAUUUUCACCGCAUUCCUCGUCUUUAUCGUGGCGCUCAUCUACAUGAGUAUCUUUGUGUUUUCCUCGAACGGAAAAGGAGCCGGGGGAUGUUCACGAGGCGAUCAGUCCCGAGGAAUGGAGUGCGCGCCGGUGAGUUGUAUUUUUAUAUUGUAGCGGUUUUGUAGUACUUUGUUCUUCUAGAUAGUCACUUUUUCGUGAAAUCACGCGACUACUGUAGCUUUCAAAAGUGUGCAAUAAUUUUUGCAUACUCACAACUCUAGAGUUCUUCCUUCCACGAGCUGCAUUAGAUCGUAAAACGAACUGUCAACUACAAAAGAAACUACUAGAUAUGAAGAUUUGACAAACAGUUUGGAAGUCAACAGUCUUUUUCUAAGAUUUAUAAUGUUUUUUUUCAGAGAAUUGAAGAGCUCUCGCUGGCUCUGGAGGAGCUGGAGCCCGGAUACGCCAAUCCGGGCAGGUUCAAGGAAAUUGCCAACUUUUGUAAUAUCACCUUGGAAUGCGUGGCGCCUAUCAAGUGCAAAAGCAUCACCAAAGAAUACGAAUUCGUUAAAGCAUCCUGUGCAGUUUUCGAGUUAGCCUCCAACGAUAUAACUCUCUGCUUAAAAAGGGUAAAAGGCAUUUUCGGUAUACUGCACGAUUCCUAAUUCUGAUUCAAUUUUCAGCUCCAAAAACGUUUCCUCCACGGCACGCAAAGCUGCAUUCACCAGAUAUUCUCGUCUCCCAAUGAAAACAACAAUGAGAUCAUGUGUCACGUUUAUCGCGCGAAUCGAGAGUGCUCCGAGUCGGAAAUCCGUCAGACAUGCGGAGAAGAGCUGGUGGACAAGUACGAGGAGCUUCUCGACAGAAUCAUGGAGCUGUUCAACUGUCAGCAGACUAAUUAA